AUGACAUCUGCGAAGGUGAACAUCAUGAACGACACCCACCCGAAGGAAACAGCCACUGGCAGUGACCAGACCCCAGUGAACCCGCCAACUCUGCCAAGUACCACAGACCUAUCGACCGAGCAAGGCGGCUAUGGAUCACUUGAGUGGUUUCUGAACGGCGUCUCCCUCCCUGAAGAACUCCACAAAGACAUUGUGAACCAGCUUCGCCAGAAAAUCAUCGAGGCUGAACCGAGCAUGAAGGAAGUCACCGCUGAGAGGCUUACUCUGAUCCGCAAGGCCUUGGUCGAGAACAAGACUGCCCUGAAACCCAAGACUGCCUUUGCCUUCCUUGGUGUAGUCCUGAAAGAGCUAGCCGAGACCAAAGAUGAAAGUCCUGCUCUUCUCCUCGCACGUGCUAUUCGCAUUUUCAACAACAUAUUGAGGGGUAAACGCAACGGUAUCACCGUGAGCGAGGCAAAAGUCGCGGCCUUCCGUGCUCAUUUCAGACAUGUCAACGAUGAACUGACUGUAGGGCGCAAUAUUUACCAAGAGCUGGAUGGACUAGAACGCAAGAAAGCGAUAUUCGUUCAUCUCUCGAAGACGUUCCGCAAGGUCGAUAUGGGAACUCUGCAUCUGCUCUGGAAUCAGGCAAAGGAUUUCUUCUGUGAAGAAGAAGCGCUGCAUUACUCGCAGUCUAUAUCUUCCCUGGAUAAUCUUUUCGGGCGCGUUCAGUCUAUCAGUGAAAAAUGGCACGGGGUUGAUGACGAGCCGGGAUGGGUAAAAGUUGAUGUGCCUUGA
Molecule: messenger RNA, 777 nt
Organism: Aspergillus homomorphus CBS 101889
Lineage: Eukaryota; Fungi; Ascomycota; Eurotiomycetes; Eurotiales; Aspergillaceae
Exons: 1
Coding region: 1-777 (258 amino acids)
Source: RefSeq, a predicted model, not a curated record